GUCCCGUUUCCAUAACUCUCCUUCCUCCUCGCGGAAACAGAUGAAUUCGUACACUAAUGGUAAUGGCGGCAAAGACCUCAAAUUCUUGUUUCAAGUAAUGGCAGCAACAACGGCUCCUGAGUUGGGAAUGGCGACACCAGAUCUGUGCGUUCGCUCUUCUCCAAGGAUUAGCAUUGAAAGCUUUCAAGUUUCAAUUAGGGUUUCCAGAUUUGAAGGAGAGCUUCGAAUAAGAAGGCUGCCAUGGAAUACUCCUUUUAUCCAACACCAACAGGUAAGGCCAAGAGAAAAAUAGUACCACAUUGACAGGUCAGACAUGCAAAGAUGAAGCUGAAGAAGCUCUUGAAUAACCAAGGAAUGUUUUUUCAUUCUGGGUGUAGGUGUUAUACUCUUUAUGACAUAUACAAGGAGUUCUCAUCCAUGGGCAGUGGAUCUUCUGACCUUGAUGGAAAGGCCAUUCCCUCUGUAGAUGUGGUUAAUGAAGAAUACCUGAGAAAAGAGGAUGGUGCAAAAGCAGGAGUGGAGGAUAUUUGUUGCAUUUUAAUGAGUGACGCAUGGGGACCCGUGUUAGAAAGUAAUUUAUUAAAGAUGGCUGAGAAACAUCAACCAGAUUUGGUCAUUGGAGUCUUAAAGAGGCUGAAAGAUGUCAAAUUAGCAAUAAACUAUUUCCGGUGGGUUGAAAAGGAAACAAAUCAAGUUCACAGUCCAGAAGCAUAUGAUUCCUUGCUGAGGAUAAUGAGUAGCAGUAAAAAAUUUGAAAGCAUGGAGCAGAUUCUGGAGGAAAUGAGCCUCUGUGGUUAUAGUCCCUCAAAUAACACUUGCAUUCAGUUAGUUGACAGCUAUGUCAAAUUUGGGAUGCUAAUGGAGGCAUUCUACUUGUUACAAACUAUGUGGAAGCUCAAUUUCCAUCCUGCAUUUUCAGCUUAUACAACCCUUAUUGGUGCUAUGGCUGGGGUUCAGGAACCUGAUCUUGCACUAACUCUCUUUCGUCAAAUGCAGGAGAUUGGGUAUAAAGUGAAUGUGCAUUUGUAUACGACUCUAAUUCGAGUUUUUGCAAAGGAAAACCGGAUGGAUGUAGUUUUUUGCUUAUUGGAUGAAAUGAAGAACAACUCCUUCAAAGCAGAUGUUGUUCUGUACAAUGUCUGCAUAGACUGUUUUGGCAAAGUAGGCCAGGUUGAUUUGGCCUGGAAAUUCUUCAAGGAAAUGAAAGCCAAAGGUAUCAUUCCUGAUGAUGUUACCUAUUCUAGCAUGAUAGGUGCUCUUUGCAAAGCUAAUAGACUGGAUGAAGCUGUGAAACUAUUUGAGCAGAUGGAGUUGAACAGGAAUGUUCCAUGUGCAUAUGCUUGUAACACCAUGAUCAUGGGAUAUGGUUCUGCUGGAAGGUUCAGUGAGGCCUAUGAGCUACUUGAGAAGCAGAAAGAGAAGGGUUGCAUUCCCAGUGUAAUUGCAUAUAAUUGCAUCCUUACUUGUCUUGCAAAGAAGGGCAAAGUUAACGAGGCUUGUAAUAUAUUUGAAGAAAUGAAAAAAUAUGCAGUGCCCAAUCUAUCAACCUAUAAUAUUCUCAUAGGCAUGCUUUGUGAGGUGGGGAAACUUGAGGCUGCUUUUGAUCUUCGGGACUCCAUGGAAAUAGCUGGUAUAUUUCCUAACUUGCUGACCAUGAACAUAAUGGUUGACAGGCUUUGUAAGGCUCAAAAGUUGGAUGAAGCUUGGAGUAUCUUUGAAAGCAUGGAUCAGAAGGGUUGCAUGCCAAAUGUGGUAACAUUUUGUUCUAUGAUAGAUGGGUUGGGUAGGCAAGGUAAGGUUGAUGAUGCUUACAGAUUGUUUGAGAGAAUGUUGGAUGUAGGUGGGAUCCCAAAUGCUAUUAUUUAUACAUCCCUCAUUAGAAAUUUCUUCAAGUCUGGCAGGAAGGAAGAUGGACAUAGAAUCUACAAAGAAAUGAUUGAUAGAGGAAUUCCUCCUGAUCUGACACUUCUUAAUACCUACAUGGAUUGUGUCUUGAAGACAGGUGAUACUGGCAAAGGCAAGGCUUUGUUUGAGGAAAUCAAAGCCAGGGGGUUCCUUCCAAAUGUGUGGAGCUACUCUAUUUUAAUUCAUGGCCUUGUGAAAGCUGGCCAUGCAUCAACAACCUAUGAGUUGUAUCACUCCAUGAAAGAACAGGGUUGUAUUCUUGACACACUUGCUUACAAUACUGUCAUUGACGGGCUUUACAAGUCAGGUAAUGUAGAAAAAGCUUACCGGCUGCUGGAGGAAAUGAAGACAAAGGGUUACCAACCCACAGUGGUUACAUAUGGAUCAGUCAUUCAUGGGCUUUCCAAGACUGACAGGCUUGAUGAAGCAUACAUGCUCUUUGAAGAAGCAAAAUCAGGAGUUGGCAUAAAUGUAGUAAUGUAUAACAGUCUUAUUGAUGGUUUUGGAAAGGUCGGUAGAAUAGAUGAGGCAUAUCUUAUCAUGGAAGAGUUGAUCCACAAGGGAUUGACACCUAAUGUGUACACAUGGAACUGCCUUCUUGAUGCCUUAGUGAAGGCAGAGGAAAUUAAUGAAGCCCUUGUCUGCUUUCAGUCCAUGAAAGACCUUAAAUGCACCCCAAAUGCCAUCACUUACAGCAUUAUCAUAAAUGGUCUCUGUUGUGUUCGAAAGGUUAACAAAGCAUUUGUCUUUUGGCAAGAGAUGCAGAAGCAGGGGUUAAACCCUAAUGCAAUCACCUAUAACACCAUGAUUUCUGGACUUGCAAAGGCUGGGAACAUAGAGGAGGCUGAUCGGAUUUUUAAGAGAUUCAAAGCAAGUGGAGGUGUACCUGACUCUGUUAGUUAUAAUACUAUAAUAGAAGGAUUGAGCAAUGCCAAUAGGGCAAUGGAUGCAUAUGCAGUUUUAGAGGAGACCCGGAUUAAAGGUUGUAAAAUCUGUCCAAGGGCAUGUCUUGUGCUUUUAGAAGCAUUGCAGAGGGCUGAAUGCAUUGAAGAGACAGCAGUUGUGAAUGCUAUUUUAAAGGAAACAGAAAAGUCCCAGCAAGACUUGAGGUUCUUGUAUGAUAUAGGGUGAAGUUUCUCUGAUACUGUGAUACACAUGGCAGAAAAUGGGUGUCUGUUGGCUAGCUGACAAGGUUAUUCUCCAACAUAUUGAUGACGAUAUCAACUGCAUGCUGCAUACUCUUCUCUAGUGGGCCUAUAUUUUCAACUCUAUCUAGGGUUGAGGUGUCUCCCUGUUGAAGUAUCUUCUACCUAUUAAGGUAGAACGUGGGAGCUAAUGCAAGCUUUACAAACUUCACUACCUAUGCUUAUCAAGCUGGUCCUAGCCAUUGUUAGGCUCUCUUUGGUGCUUUUCUUCUUGUGGUUUCUGGCAUAUCAUUAUUUUUUCUUAAAAGAUAGGUUCAAGAUUGGUUGAUUAUGAUACCUCAGGAUCUUCCCUGCAGUACAGAGACAGAAGUUCAUCAUUCUAAAAUUUCACAUGAAGGAGCUGACCUACAUCAAACUUGACCCAAUUUUUUGGAUGAUCCAUGAUCAUCUCAGCAAAUAAAGCAUGGGUAAUGUGUGUAAAGAGCCUCUUGCACCGUGAUUCUUGUGUUUCAACAAGGCAAAUCUAUCAGUUGUAUAGUCUUAGAAAUGUGCAUUGGUGCCUUGUAUUUACCUGGUUGAUUUAUAUUUAUUUCAAUGGAGCUACCAAAUCAUGCUUCUUGUGGAAGAAAAUUCUGCUCAGUUACAGCUCUGACAAUCCUUUCUUGUUCUUGUUGGCAUUCCUAUAGAAUGUCCAAUAAAUGGAUGAAGGCUUUAUGCAGUUUGGCAUGUUAGCUUCUUAUUCUGAAUUAGAUCUUUGGAACAAUUUGAAAGAAACUCUUUUAACUUUUAUGCUGUGGGAAUGCGCAUUUAUAAU
Molecule: messenger RNA, 3864 nt
Organism: Nelumbo nucifera (sacred lotus)
Lineage: Eukaryota; Viridiplantae; Streptophyta; Magnoliopsida; Proteales; Nelumbonaceae
Molecular function (GO): protein binding
Source: RefSeq, a predicted model, not a curated record